Saccostrea echinata is the source of this 1607-nucleotide messenger RNA. Its product is annotated as forkhead box protein A4-like. The transcript has a single exon. The coding region runs from base 16 to 1425 and encodes 469 amino acids. Lineage: Eukaryota; Metazoa; Mollusca; Bivalvia; Ostreida; Ostreidae. The record is from RefSeq and is a predicted model, not a curated record. Gene Ontology annotation, biological process: anatomical structure morphogenesis; cell differentiation; regulation of transcription by RNA polymerase II. Gene Ontology annotation, molecular function: RNA polymerase II cis-regulatory region sequence-specific DNA binding; DNA-binding transcription factor activity, RNA polymerase II-specific.
UAAAGACAGAACGAUAUGUGUAGCACUAAUCCAGGUGCAAUGAUGUUGCCUUAUGGCCUCAAAGUACCUGUAUCAAAUCCCUACCUACCCGGCUCACAAAUGGCGCUAGAGCUUCAGCGAGCUCAACAAUUCUACGACUACAGUACUAGGAUGCAUUAUGGAAUUCGAGGCUAUCCCAGUGCCCUUGGAUUACCUUCUUAUCAGGCCCACCCUUCUGUCGAUCAGUAUCUUCAGCAUUAUUUAUACAAAGAUCCUAGAAUUAGGUACUUACAUGAAGAACCUAAGCCCAAUCAUAGUUACAUUGGGCUCAUUGCAAUGGCAAUUCUAAGCUCGCGAGACAAAAAAUUGGUGCUUUCUGAUAUUUAUCAGUGGAUUUUGGACAACUAUCCAUAUUUCCGUACCCGAGGUCCCGGAUGGCGAAAUAGCAUCCGUCAUAACCUCUCUCUGAAUGAUUGCUUCAUAAAGUCUGGACGGAGUGCCAAUGGAAAAGGACAUUACUGGGCUAUACAUCCCGCAAACGUGGACGACUUCCAAAAAGGCGAUUUUCGUCGCAGACGUGCGCAGCGCAGAGUUCGGCGACACAUGGGACUAGCUGUACCUGAUGAUGAUGAAAGCCCCGUGUCCUCUCCGUCAGAGACUAACUGGCCAGAUGAGGAUGCCGACCUACACAUAACAAACAAGUGUUUUACUGAAAAAAUUCCAAACGCAGAAGACGAAUGCUUGGACAUUACAAACGACACAGAAAAUUCUACGCCGUCUCUGGAAGAAAAUGGAAGCCCCGUCGACAGAAAAACGGAGCAGGAAACUUUGAAUGUAAAAGUGAUCGAAUCUGAGAGACUUUCUCCCAAGAAAAGGAGAAAUUUUGAUAUGGACAGUUUAUUGGCCCCAGAUGAAGAAAUAAAGCGACAGAAGAUGGCAGAUGAACAAGUAGCCUGUCUAAAUCAGAAAGGUAGAGUAGAUGAGGACGACACACCGUUAGAUGUCCUAACAGAAUCGAAGGACUCGCAGAAAUACCAAAAUACUGCAGAAAAGACUAAUGAAAAGGAAAAUGUGCUGGAUUUAUCCUCUCAUAAAGAGGAUUUGAAUGAACGAAAUUCUACACAAACAAAUCCAGAAAAGGGUGCUUCUUUACAUGAAAAUAACGGACUUCUCUUCAACUCGAGUUUACGUGGAUUUACUUCAUUUAAUCCACAGAGUAGCAGUGUUUUCCAGGGGUCUACAGAAUCACUGAAUUCCCUACAGCCGUAUUUUCCCGCUUUUCCGGUUAUGGGACUAAAAAAUGGACUCCAGCACUCUUUCUUUCUGUCGAAAACGAUUUCUCAAAUUCAACAAAAUCACAUGAGUACACAGUUUUCAUAUCGUCUGCCGUCGGACAAGGGCAGCCGACUUCCUGAUGUGGCUCUUAACAGACAAAUGACAAAUUGAACUGUAUUAUUGUGUGUGAAUUAGUAGGGAAAAGCACUAAUGUUACAUUACAGGUGUGCAUAAGGUAUUGUAAAUGUUAAUGUCAAAUUUCACACCCUGUUAUUAUUGUAAUGCAAAUCUGUUCCUUCUUGUUGCAACGUAAAGUGAAGGGAAAUUGCUAGCUAAAUUCUCAUACAUGUAAG